CAGCGGCGCAGGGUCGGAGACCAGCCUGCUGAUAGGGUCGCACUCUUCCCUGGCAGCGCUUGGAGGCUGCCGGCUACACUGAUGUGACCCCCCCCUUUGGAACGAUGGGGAUCUUUUUGGCGUAUGUUGGAUUUGUUUUCUUUUCCGUGUUAUAUGUGCAACAAGGGCUUUCUUCUCAAGCAAAAUUUACCGAGUUUCCGCGGAACGUGACGGCGACCGAGGGGCAGAAUGUGGAGAUGUCCUGCGCUUUCCAGAGCGGCUCCGCCUCGGUGUACCUGGAGAUCCAGUGGUGGUUCCUGCGGGGCCCGGAGGACCCGGAGCCCGGGCCCGCGGUGGCGGGCGCGCAGGUAGCCGAGGCGCGAGCCCGCAAAGGCACAGUGAAAGUCCAGGGCAAUGACAUCUCCCACAAGCUUCAGAUUUCCAAAGUGAGGAAAAAGGAUGAAGGCUUGUACGAGUGCAGGGUGACCGAUGCCAAUUACGGGGAGCUUCAGGAGCACAAGGCCCAGGCCUACCUGAAGGUCAAUGCCAACAGCCACGCGCGCAGGAUGCAGGCCUUCGAAGCCUCGCCCAUGUGGCUGCAGGACGCGAAGCCUCGCAAGAACGCCGCCGCCGCGGCCCCCAGCAGCACGCACAGCUCCGCCGCGCAGCGAGCGCGCGCCACCUCCAGCCCGCGCGCCGCAGCCGAAAUCCCCGAGCAGAGCCCACAAUCAGGUGCGAGGAUAGCUACAAGCCAUGGACUUUCUGUCCUGCUUCUUGUUUGUGGCUUUGUGAAGGGUGCUUUGCUUUAAUCUAAAGUGCUGACUUUUUUCCAAUAUCACUUUCUCUUCUUAAAGCAAAGAGCAAAUCGCCUGUAAAAUCUACGGAGCGGACAGCAAAGUUGACCCUAAACUCCAAGCACCACCCUGCACCCACUGUACUCUAAUUAACUACACAAGGAGCACCUGCUUCCGGAGGCAUAAACGAAGAGGCUGUCACACGCUUUGUUGAUAAUAUUUUCUUUGGCAAAUCACUGAUCUUUUAUUUCAAGAGAAUUAGUGUGGAGUGAUAGGACAUUUUCUAACAGCAAGAUCUAUUUUUUUCCUUUUCUUUCGGCGACUAAAAUCAUCAUCUCACUGACUGCUCAGGGGUUGGCCUGAACGUCCCUCGGUAUAGUAAAUAUUUACUAUGGAUACCACCGGUUUCCCACUAAACAACCCUAUUAUCUACAGGCAGCGAACAGAGAUCAAAUGGCAACAGAACGUAAACUACCAUCAAACAAAACCCCCUUUUGGGGGCAAUAACAAAAUUAUUGACAUUGCAAGUCAACAAGGAAGACAUUAUUUUAAAUAAGGAAUAACGAAAGGAAGAAUUUUUUUUAUUUUCCCCUUUUUUCUUGGAUUUUUCUUCUUUCUCUUGAUUACAGUUCUUGUUCAAUGGUGGCAAGUGCUGAUUAUGGCCAAUCCCUGUCAAUUCUGGGAGGUUUAUAUAAAUACAUUUUGAGUGUUCUAUAUUUCAGUGUAUUUUAAUUCAUUUCACAAUUCCUGUAUAUGCAAACCUGACAAAUUCUGUAAAUUGCUUAGAAUAUGUGUGCUAUAACUUCAAAGUAGAUGUACUAUGACCCUCAUGCAAGCUGAUUUUUAUCAUUAUAUAUAUAAAUAUAUACUUACGAAUA
Propithecus coquereli (Coquerel's sifaka) is the source of this 1651-nucleotide messenger RNA. It is a transcript of the gene VSTM2A, whose product is annotated as V-set and transmembrane domain containing 2A. The record is from RefSeq and is a predicted model, not a curated record. NCBI's taxonomy places the organism in Eukaryota, Metazoa, Chordata, Mammalia, Primates, Indriidae. The transcript is spliced from 4 exons. Bases 105 to 788 code for a protein of 227 amino acids.